AUGAAACAAUUGACAGUCCACCUUGAGCAAGGUUAUAUAAAUGAGAACGGUCAGACUUGUUACCAAACUUUAACUGAGGACCAGUGUGCUGGCCUCGCCGGCCAGAUGGGAAAGAGUUUUAAAACACUGAGCAGAAUCGAUAGUCUGCAAAUUGAUAGUGUUUUGAAGAGGAUUCUUCGGGUGAAGUUGAUUCACUCAUACGAGCUCUGGAAAGAUUCCAACCUUUUGUGCCAGAGGGCCUUUCCAGCGAAUCCUGCAUCUAUUACUACGAAAACUUUUAGUCUGACGGUCGCUUUUGAGGAAUCAUUCUCUAAGAAUAUUCCACCUGGCCCUUUGAUUCUGGAAGACGGAAAGCUUGCUAAGCUUGCUCACCGCUUCUGGGAGGAGUUAGAGAUGAUAAGAUCACUCGAUGAAAGACAAAUAAACGAUGUCUUGAGGAGGAUCUGCGACAUCGGAUGUUUACAGCUGUAUUAUGUCUGGCUAGUUCCAGCAACCAUCGAUGAUGACACUCUAUCAUCUGGUCUCGACAAACCUGCCAGCAGUACGAAUGAACCCCCGAAACGAACGAAUUUCGAGGCUGAAGGCAAGCUCAACAACCGUCCUGCGACGGAGCCGCCCCAGCAAAAAACUUCGGACCCCACUCAUAGUGAUAAACGUUCUGGUAUUACAUCCGAAGCCCCUGGAACAGAGACUGUGGCAUGCCCUGUGUCAACUUCUCCGGCGAUCGACGAUGGAGCCGAAGCCUACCCUACACCCCUGUUGGAUUGUGUCGACUCAACUCAACUAAAGAGGUGGAAUCUCUCUGUUUCUCCGCCCUCACCCACCCGAAAAAAACCACGGCAAAGGGAACAAGCUAGGGCGAUAAUAAGGUCAAAUCCGACCGCUGAAAGUCUAAUGAAGGGCUGCAACUUCAACGGAAAAUAUCUCGGAGACGACGGGAUCAGAAAGGUCCUCAAGGCGGAUGCUUACCUUCUCCCCCCGGAUCCCCAGAUGUUGAGAUAUCUUUCAGAUCAAUGGCAUAAUAAUCUGUCGCAGGGCCGGCAUGCUCUGGGUCUCCCCAAGGAGUGGAUAGGUAUACAGGCCGCAUGGAACUACAUAUGCGAACUUGAAACCGGCAACCUUGAUCCUGUCGCGGAGAAUGUUGCAUAUAUGUUGUACCAUAUUAACUACAGUGAGCUCUGCCAGCAUCCUGAGAAGUACUGUCCGCGUGCUUGCAAGGAUGGGAAAAGGAACCCAACUUGGGUGCUCGACUGUAUCAUUGAAGCUGCAUACCCUGAUGACUGGAGUCGAAGGUUGAACGGCCCUCAACUUCGCAGUAAUAUCAGUAACAUCUACAAGCGAAAGGCUCAGUGGUGUUGGGAAGUCGUGGCGAGCCUAGGCGCGGGGGUAUUAUUCAGAGGCGAAUGGCUGAAUAAGUUAUAUGAUGAAACAUUCUCAGCCGUACGCGUAAAUGCGCUUGUCACAUAUAUUUCAAACACUCGGCCGGGGACAGCUCGCCUCUUUCGCUCGUUAGAGCCAGCCAUGAAAACUCUUAUGUUUGGGCAACUUCCCGACCUCAUCAAAACCUUUCGGGAUGGUAGGAGUGAUCUUCAAGAGGAACUCUCCAGAGCCUCUACCGAGGAUCAGUGCGCUUUAGCGAGCCAAUCCACCGAGAGCCAAUGGAGCGUAAUCAAUGCCAAGGAAAUUGCGGUGGGAAGAGUCUCUGACUUCCUCCCUAUCCAGGCUAUCCAGGAAGACAUUCACGGCCAGGAAGACAUUGCUAACCUGGAGGACUUCAACUUCCAGGAGUACAUCAGUAUGCAGGACUACUUCACCAACCAGGGAGACUUCCACGUCCCUCUCCAGGAAGACUGA
Aspergillus calidoustus is the source of this 1854-nucleotide messenger RNA. Lineage: Eukaryota; Fungi; Ascomycota; Eurotiomycetes; Eurotiales; Aspergillaceae. The record is from the annotation of a GenBank genome assembly.